Molecule: messenger RNA, 1167 nt
Organism: Penicillium brasilianum
Lineage: Eukaryota; Fungi; Ascomycota; Eurotiomycetes; Eurotiales; Aspergillaceae
Source: the annotation of a GenBank genome assembly
AUGCCUCCCCAGAUCAAACAUGAUCUCAACCGUUCCGGCUGGGAAUCCACAGACUUCCCGUCCGUCUGUGAGAACUGCCUUCCUGAGAAUCCAUAUGUGCAGAUGCUCAAAGAAGACCACGGUGCCGAGUGCAAGAUCUGCACUCGUCCUUUUACAAUCUUCCGCUGGAAGGCAGACCGUACCUCACGCCAGAAGCGCACCAACAUCUGUCUGACCUGCGCGCGUCUGAAGAACUGUUGCCAAUGCUGUAUGCUCGAUUUGUCAUUCGGCUUGCCGCUCCAAGUCCGCGAUGCAGCCCUCAAGAUGGUUGCGCCGGGCCCCGAUAGCUCUAUCAACCGCGAAUACUAUGCGCAGAACCACGAGAAGGAAAUUGAAGAUGGAAUCGGUGCCAUCGAGGAAUACGAAAAGACGGACGACAAGGCGCGCGAGCUGUUGCGCCGCCUCGCGAACAGCGAACCCUAUUAUCGCAAACCACGUCGGAUCGAGGGACCUUCAUCCGCGGAGGGUGAUGAAGGAGCGGAGGCUGGACCGUCAGAACAGCCGCGGACGCAAUCCCGCUAUGGCAACGGACCGGGUCCGGUACGCACGAACGAGGGACGUCUUGGGAACAGGCUGCCGGGUCGUGGAGGUGCCCGUGGAGGUCGGGGUGGUGGUCGUGGCGGUCGUCCAUUCCCCAGUACUGCGCAAUUGCCCCCGUCAGCUGAAGACAUUAAGCCUCCUGCCGACCCUAAUGUGACCUCGCUCUUCAUCACUGGUGUGGAGGACGAUCUCCCUGAACAUGCCCUCCGUUCAUUCUUCGCCGAGUUCGGCCAGCUCCGCUCACUAGUCUGCUCCCAUCGCUCGCACUGCGCCUUUAUCAACUAUGUCAACCGCGCCGACGCGGAGACUGCCGCCGAAAAAUGUCAGGGCAAGGCGAUUGUCAAUGGCUGUCCUCUGCGCGUGCGCUGGGGUAAGCCCAAGCCGUUGGAUAAUAUGGAUCGAGAGGAGCGCAUCCGCAACGCCCGCGAUGGCCGAGCGGCUGCCGGCCCAGCCAAGGGGCCUUCUGGAAAGAAGGCGAUUACAGCGGCCGGAGAGGACGCGGGCCAACAAGAGAAGCCUCAGGGCUACACUGUGGCCCCGCCUCCGGGCUCGGGUCAGGUCCAAUACGCCAGUAUGUCUGGUGACUAG